Messenger RNA from Drosophila ficusphila, 690 nucleotides. RefSeq lists its product as uncharacterized. The transcript is spliced from 3 exons. The coding region runs from base 46 to 648 and encodes 200 amino acids. NCBI's taxonomy places the organism in Eukaryota, Metazoa, Arthropoda, Insecta, Diptera, Drosophilidae. The record is from RefSeq and is a predicted model, not a curated record.
UGGGGACCCCUCAAGCACGAUAUUCAUUCCGAAAAAAGUCGAAACAUGUUUCGCAAAUCAGUUUUAUUUUGCCUCACCUUGAUCCUGCUUCAAGUGGCAGACCUGACAUUCGGAUUAAAUUACAUUUUUGUGCCUGAGACGGAUGAAUUGUUUAGUAAGUGCGAGGAAAGACCAGAAUACGGCUACAUGGACAUCCUGGCGGAUCUUUCGGCCCUCAGCCGAAUAGGGAGUAAUGGUGGAACAAAUAUAUCGGGGAACAUAACCAUGAAAUGGGACGUCCAGCCAUUAGAUCGUGUUGCGGUCGAAGUUGGAAUAUUAAAGUUUGAGAAAGGCGCUUGGAAGCCAACAAUUUUAAAAGGUUCUGAUAGAGACUUCUGCAAAUCCUUCUACGACAAGAACACUAUCUAUUAUCCUUAUUCGACUGAACACGUGGUCAACAAAGAGCAAGUAAAGGAUAAAUGCAUUAACAUCCCAGGAACAGUUCUAGUGGUGGAACCCUUUUAUCAAAAAAUUGUGCUGAGUUACGCCCUGCCUCUAAGUCCGGGGCUCCACAAGGCCUAUGUCAUUUUUUCUGCCUUCGACAAAGCUGGAGUAAAACGUCCUAAUGAAGUGUGCUUGCAAAUCGUUGGCAACAUUGUAAAUGAAUGAUGAUAAAAUUUCAGAAAAUAAUUCAUUUGGUAAUUAUUUGUA